AAUAAUCAAGCCAUCAUGUAUAAUAAUAACUCUGGCGGUGGUCGUGGCGGCUAUAGGAACAAUGGUAAUGGCCAUGGUGGUGGACAUGGAGGAGGACACGGUGGUGGUCAGGGUGGACAAGGUGGCUACGGAGGUGGAUACAAUGGGAACAAUAAUAAUAAUAAUAAUCAGAAUGUAGACAACCAACUAGCCUCUCAACAAGACCGUAAGACAGCACAUCGUCGUACCGUGGACCAUGGGAAUAACAUGGGCCGGUGGUACCUCCAAAGAAGCAUUGGAUUGGAUGCCCAGAGCAUCGGGAAAAUCCGCCCUGAAUCGUCUUACCUUAUCGAUCUCAUGCCCUCUCCAGCGUACGCAAACUCAUCAAGACAUAACUUAGGUGUCAUGGAUACACAGACCAAGUUUGUACAUCUCUCGUCCAAUAAGGCAAAGCACCUGAUCAAUACUGUGAAAUGGACCCCAGAGGGUCGUAGACUUCUUGUUGCCUCACACAGUGGAGAAUUCACCGUGUGGAACGGAAUGACCUUCAACUUCGAAACCAUUAUGCAAGCACAUGACCUGGCUAUUCUCUCGUUGAAGUACUCCCACAAUGACGAGUGGUUAUUGAGUGGAGACCAAGAUGGGGUCAUCAAGUAUUGGCAACCAAACUUUAACAACGUUAAUAUCUUGACCGCCCAUACUGAUGGGGUCAGAGAUAUUGCCUUUUCUCCAAAUGAUACCAAGUUCUUAACGUGUUCUGAUGAUUCGACCAUGAAAAUUUGGAACUUUAACAAUGGUCAAGAGGAAAGAACUUUGACAGGUCACCAUUGGGAUGUUAAAUCCGCCGAUUGGCAUCCUUCUUUGGGACUUAUUGUGUCUGGGUCAAAGGAUAACUUAAUCAAGUUGUGGGAUCCAAGAGCGCCACUGUGUAUCAACACCCUACAUGGCUUCAAGCAUACAGUAACCAAAACAAGGUUCCAGCCAAAUGGGACCCGUAGACUUCUUGCAUCAGUGUCUCGUGACCGGUCAUGUCGAAUAUUCGAUCUUCGUACAAUGAAGGAUUUCCUUGUUAUAAGAGACCACGAGACAGACCUUUCAUGUGUUGAAUGGCAUCCAAUCCACCCAUCCAUGCUUACCACUGCAGCCUACGAUGGGUCAAUGAACCACUAUCUUCUCAACUCAUAUGUUUCUGGAGACGGGAAAACUGAAAGCAACAAUAACACAUCACCAUCCAUUGAGGCCACCCACAAGAUUCCAUAUGCCCAUGAGCGUGCUAUCCAUGCCUUGGAGUACCACCCGUUGGGUCAUUUGUUAUGUUCUGCUGGUGCCGAUAGGCUGGCCCGGUUCUGGUCUCGGUCGAGACCACAAGACCCUAUGGCGUUCAAGGACGCGUUGUAUACCAACGAGAAGGUUGGUGCAUGGUACUAUGGAGUCAAUAACAACGUGAAUGCUGUGAUAGAAAACCCUGACGCUGCCGCAGCAAAGGACCAGGGAGGUGUACCUGCAUUCUCGCUUCCUGGUAUCAACGGAGACUGGUCAAUUCCGGGAAUUGCCAGUUAGUAAAUAUACAUCUAAUACAUAUUAUAUAUUUCAAUUGAAUGGCAUAGAAGCUUAUACUAUAUGUGGAUCCUUACUAGAAACAUUUACAUUACCUACAGGUAUUUUCAACGUCUACUUCUCUUAUAAUACCUUCUACGAUAGGUUCAUAAAACCCUUAGUGCUAACUUAAAUUUCUAUUUUAUUUCCGACUAUAUCCAUAGUCCCCUA
[Candida] anglica is the source of this 1746-nucleotide messenger RNA. NCBI's taxonomy places the organism in Eukaryota, Fungi, Ascomycota, Pichiomycetes, Serinales, Debaryomycetaceae. The record is from the annotation of a GenBank genome assembly.